Molecule: messenger RNA, 2985 nt
Organism: Pseudomassariella vexata
Lineage: Eukaryota; Fungi; Ascomycota; Sordariomycetes; Amphisphaeriales; Pseudomassariaceae
Product: oxysterol-binding protein
Exons: 2
Coding region: 1-2985 (994 amino acids)
Biological process (GO): ER to Golgi ceramide transport; piecemeal microautophagy of the nucleus; maintenance of cell polarity
Cellular component (GO): cytosol; intracellular membrane-bounded organelle; plasma membrane
Molecular function (GO): sterol binding
Source: RefSeq, a predicted model, not a curated record
AUGGCCGGGAUAGAGAAGCUGGAGAUCCAUAGCAAGUCGUACAUCCUGCGCUGGGUCAAAGUUGACGAUGGCCACACCAUCUCGUGGAGUGUGCAGCCGCACAAGAAAUCGAUCAACUUCGGCAUCGUAAAACACCCAGGCUCCGGCGCGACUAACCUGACGGCGGCCAAUGUCGACGAGCUCAAUCGCACCUUCGACAACGUCGACAGCAGCGGUACCAACGCCAAGAGCGGACGGUUUUCUAAAAGAGACAAUAGCACGGCGCAGGAACAGUUGGCGAGCAAGGGCUUCAUCCCCAUGAAGUGGCAUGGCAAGUGCGAGGCCGACAAGGUGUCCAUGGGCACGUACGAUGUCCAGCAAGGCGAGGGCGGCAUGUUUGGUCUCGUCUUCGACAACACCUUCUCCAAGCAGACGAGCAAGACGGCCACCUUUGUCCUGUUGACCUUUCCCACCGGACAGCCGCCUCAGGGAGCCCACCAUCUGCCCAACCUGCAGGCUGGACCCAAUGCCGCCAAGAGCGCAACAAGCCUGGGAAAGCCGAGCUCGCGGUUGGGGGCGGCGGCCUCGGAGUCGGUGGUUAGUCUGCAGCGCGCCCGCGCAAAUAGUGCUUUGUCGGUUGCUGGACGUAGUGAUCCUGGGCAUGGAGCGGCAUCGGUAUCGGUCACAUACCACACAGGCAACCUGCUGAAGAGACGGCGCAAGAAGGGUCAGGGCUUUGCCAGGAGGUUCUUCUCGCUCGACUUCUCGUCUUGCACGCUAUCCUACUACUAUAAUCGAAACUCGUCCGCACUCAGAGGCGCCAUCCCCCUGAGCCUCGCCGCCAUUGCUGCCGAUGAACGACGCAGGGAGAUCAAUAUCGAUUCUGGCGCCGAGGUCUGGCAUCUCCGAGCAUCCAAUGCCAAGGACUUCACCGACUGGGCCAAAGCGCUCGAGAAGGCAAGCCGCAUUGCGCGUGGCAUGGAGCCAGGACCUGCUACGGAGGACCCCACCGCCGCCAAGGACAAGCUUCCUGUUCCUCCGGGGGGUCGACUGCAGAUUCCGAAUCAGCAGCAGGAGGAAGACCGCGAGUGGCAACAGGUCGAGUCUCUUGUCAGCCACGUUGUUGGCACAAGAGACGCACUGCGACGCCUGGUCAAGGAUAUGGCGGCCCAGAAGCAGUUUAUGCGUCCCUCGAGUUCCUACCUCUCGCCCGGCACGCCAAGCGUAAUAGACGAAAGUGAGGGCUACUUCUCUACGCCGCCACAGGAAAGGCGCCCCUUCUGGAGGCGCAAAUCCACGGCCACUCAUCAGCCUGUCAUCUCAUCUGUGUUGGCGGUGCCGUCGCCAGCUUCUGUUGCCACCAUAACGCCAAGCGAGACUCAUCCCAAGAGGAAGUCGAAAGGACCAGAGCAGGAAGAGCGAAGCAUCCAUGACCAUUGCGCUGCGCUAUUGAAUAAUCUGGACACGGUAGUGGCCGAGUUCACCACGGUGAUCGGGAAGAGCAAGCGCCGCCGGGCGCCAGCUCCCACAUCGGCGACGGGGUCAAGGCAGAGUCUGGAGUCUACCGCCUCCACAGAUGAGUUCUUUGACGCCGAAGCGGGCGAAACCGACAGUAGAGCCCAAGUCAUGAUGAUUGACCGCCAAAGCGAAGAGGACUCGCAGGGGUCCGAAGCAGAUGACGGGUCUAUCCACUCAUCAUCGUCAGUCUCGUCGGUCGACGACGAAGAGCCCAUGGAUGCCAACAGCACCGUUGCGCUGUUCCCCGCGAAACCCAAGUCGCUCGCCCCUUUGCCGCUUGAUAUCGGCAUUGAGCGCCGUCGUACCAUCGCAGCGUCUACGGUCCUCCCGCCGUCUCUCAUUGCAUUCGUACGCAAGAACGUAGGCAAGGAUCUUAGCACCAUCUCCAUGCCAGUAUCCGCGAACGAGCCGACGUCACUUCUCCAGCGCGUAUCGGAACAGCUAGAAUACGCGCAACUCCUUGACGUAGCCGCCAAGCUGAAGACACCCAAGGAACGCAUGCUUUAUGUCUCGGCGUUUGCUGUGUCGCAGUUCAGUGGUAACCGUGCCAAAGAACGCUCUAUUCGGAAACCCUUCAACCCGCUGCUGGGCGAGACGUUCGAAUUGCUCCGCACCGAGUCCGAGGUGCCAGGCGGUUUCCGACUCAUCGUGGAAAAGGUGUGCCAUCGACCCGUCCGGCUCGCGAUGCAUGCCGAUUCUGCCAACUGGUCCCUUGCGCAGAGCCCGGCACCGACACAGAAAUUCUGGGGCAAGAGUGCCGAGCUGACGACUGAGGGCAAGGUGCGCAUCGCGCUCCGCCUGGCAGAUGGCACCGAUGAGCUGUACAGCUGGAACAUCGCAACCAUGUUCCUCAGAAACGUCGUCAUGGGCGAGAAGUACGUAGAGCCCGUCGGUUCUAUGGCCAUCUGCAACGAAAGCACCGGCGCCAAGGCCAACAUCGAGUUCCGGUCCAAGGGCAUGUUCGGCGGCCGCGGCGAGGACGUGCAGGUCGAGACGUACGGGCCCGAUGGCGUGCACACGGGCACCAGUCUGACGGGCACUUGGACAUCGGCACUCCACAUCGUUGAAACUGGCCGCGGAGCCGGCAAGGAGAUCUGGCGCGUCGGCGAACUGGUCCCCAAUGCGGCCAAUACCUACGGCAUGACGACGUUCGCGGCGUCGCUGAACGAGAUCACCGAAAUCGAGAGGGGCAGGAUGCCCAUCACGGACACAAGGCUUCGUCCCGAUCAGAGGUUCUGCGAGAGCGGGAAAUUGGACGAGGCAGAGGAGCAGAAGGUGAUCCUGGAGGAGGCGCAGAGAGUCAGGAGAAGGGACUACGAGGCGCGUGGCGAGGAAUGGAAGCCCAGGUGGUUUGUGCGCAUCGGGGAUGGGCAAGACGGCGAGGAGGUGUGGAAGCUCAAGAGCGGCAAGGAGGGAUACUGGGAGACGCGGGAGCGCGGGUUCAAGGACGCUGGCUUGGAGGACCUUUUUCGGAGUAGCCAAGCGUGA